Molecule: messenger RNA, 1301 nt
Organism: Dromaius novaehollandiae (emu)
Lineage: Eukaryota; Metazoa; Chordata; Aves; Casuariiformes; Dromaiidae
Gene: MRPL44
Product: mitochondrial ribosomal protein L44
Exons: 4
Coding region: 115-1125 (336 amino acids)
Biological process (GO): RNA processing; mitochondrial translational elongation
Cellular component (GO): microprocessor complex; mitochondrial large ribosomal subunit; nucleus
Molecular function (GO): double-stranded RNA binding; ribonuclease III activity
Source: RefSeq, a predicted model, not a curated record
GCCCCGGGCCUCGCCUCGGAACGCUUCUCCCCGGAACGAGGCGGCGGGCGGGCGCGUUUCCCGGCGGGGCGGAGAGGAGAGAGCAGCUCCUUCCGGCCUGCUCCGACCGCAGCCAUGGCGACCAGGCUGCUCCUGCGGGCGUCGCGGCGGCUGCUGGCCGGGGCCGGGGCCGGGGCCGGGGCCGGGGCCGGGGCCGGGGCCGGGGCCGGGCGGGGGGCGCACGUCGCCCCGCCGCGCUGCGACAAGAAGCGCUGGCUCCGGGCGUACCUGGAGCAGCAGCGGCUGCAGGCGCCCCCCCAGCGGCGAUCAGAGAAGCCCAACUGGGAUUACCAUGCAGAGAUACAAGCUUUUAGCCACCGGUUACAUGAAAAUUUUUCUUUGGAUCUUCUCAAAACCGCAUUUGUUAAUUCUUGUUAUGUUAAAGCCGAAGAAGCGAGGCGCCAAGCACUUGGGCUAGACAAAGAAGCGGUUGCCCUGAACCUCCAAGAUAAUACUAAACUUUCAGAACAAGGGGAAUCUUUUUCACGUUCUUACCUCACACAGUGUUUUGAAGGCGCCUACCCAAAUUUACCUGCAAAGGGGAUAGGAGCACUUGUUGAUUUUCUUAACAGCCAGGAACUUGUGUCUUAUGUCGCUCAGAACCUGUCUAUACAGGACCUGACGCUUUGCGCAGAGUUUCCUGUCCCACCAGAUGUGCUGCAGAGGACGUUCUUUGCUGUAAUAGGAGCACUGCUUGAUAGCAGUGGGCCAGAGAAAACAGGGAUCUUUGUCAGGGACUUUUUAAUUCCUCAACUGAUUGGAAAAGACCUGUUUGAGAUCUGGGAAGUUACAAAUCCUAUGGGCUUGCUAGUGGAAGAACUGACCAAGAGAAAUAUCUCUUCUCCAGAACCAAGGAUUACCAGGCAGUCGGGAGUCAGCACUGUUCUGCCAGUGUACUUCGUUGGGUUGUACUGUGAUAAAAAGAUUAUAGCUGAAGGUCCUGGUGAAACACUGCUUGCUGCAGAAGAAGAAGCUGCCCGUGUGGCACUCCGGAAACUGUAUGGGUAUACAGAGAACAGGAGACCUUGGGAUUACUCAAAACCCAAACAAGGAUGGGCAGUAGAAAAGGCUAUCAGCAGUAACUAGAAAAUAAAAGCUACUUCUAGUUUAUUCUGAGAAUUCAUGGCUUCUGAGCUGAAUAUAAAUGCAUUUUGGAAAGCAAAUUUCAGUUUGAUGUUCUGAACUUAGGUGCUUGAAAUUUUCAAAUCAAAUGUGGUAUUAACAUUUUUUUUCUGACUUGAAAUAAAGUCUUUUGCACAAUG